AUGGAACCAGGAAGAUCAGCCCCUAUGCCGCCCAAGGAUCCCGAGUCGGCUUUGCCUUCAAUCUACGAUGAUUUUCUACGGCCCUUGGAUAAAUUCGGACAGUCGAUAGAUCUGAAAUUCUCGUUCGAAAAGAAUCUUAUGGUCUUGGUAGAUGAUAUAUCUACCGGAAAUACGAAGGAGAAUCUUCCACAUUAUGACCGCGGCCAGAUCACGAAACGUUUCUGCAUCUUUGGACUGGUAUUUGCAUGGCUGGUAAUCAUUGCUUGUACGGCGCUAGGAAUUUUGUGCGCUGUACAAGUCCCGGGAUUUAUAUAUCCGACAGCAUUAUCUUACCCUACCACGGUAGCUCUUUCAUUUAUCGCCAAUUUACUUGUCGCUCUUAGCACCGAUGCUCUAGGAUACAUUCACGGUGUUUCUCUGAGAUGGGCAUUAUUCAGAGACGGUCGUCUCCACUUCAACACCAACUUAAGGUUGUUCACAAGUACUCCAAAACAUACUCCAAACCGAUGGCCUGUGAAUAUUGUCUGUAUAUUUUCCCUCGUCAUAUGUUAUGCAGCACCGUCUCAGCUGCUGUUGAGCCUAGACACCGAAAAUGUUUUAGACGUAACUUGUCUCAAUGGCUUUGCCUUGCUUGCGUUGGCUCUAGGUUUACUCAACAUGGCGCUUCUCGCCACUUGGAUCAUGUUGUCGUCUUCUAAUGAGAUGAUUACAUGGAGUUCAAACGCUCUGAACAACGCCUUGGCUAUCUUGCAUCAUCAACUUUGCGUCGAGCCCAACAGAUGUAUGACAGCUGUAAAUGGUCCGAGAAUUUGGCCUGUGGGUUCCAAACCGCUGAAGAGACAACCUUGCGCUAAAGUUGCACAUCCAGCAAUGCGCUAUGUUGUCAUAUUGUCAUGGAUAUGGCCGUUUAUAGUCAUUGUUUGGUUUGUUGUACUUGCGCUCCUUAGCAUAUAUCGGUUUCAAGAGAGCUUCACGCUCGCGACGAACCUCGGUUCCAAUAACCUCGAUUCCAACAUCGACGUGGUGUUUCAAUUGGAUCCUGACACUCCUUCGAUGAAAGAUCUUUGGCCGGUUCCACUGCUCGUCAACUUUUUUAUUCAAUGCAUCGUGCAGGGUGUUCAAAGUCUUGGGUUUCAUUCAAUUGAACUGAUUAUCGGCAUGGAAAGAGAUGAAAUGGCAUGGAGAGCUGCUGGCAAGUCUCAAACAGGUGCUCGGAUGAACACCAACGCAUUCAUUUCAAUACUCAAGAAUUUGCCGAGUAUAGUCUUAUACAUCUCUAAACCACUUAUGCACUGGGUCUUGGGUCUAGCAACACGGGCUGUAAUCGCGGACGAUAACAGUAUCCCGAGACGAUAUUAUUACGCUUGCGGCUUUCGGUACCCGAUGGUCUUUGUCUAUCUCAUCUUUACCAUUGCACUUGCAAUCUUGACCACUUUCAUUGCGUACCGUAAGCCACGAGGACCUCAGCCAGCAGCGUAUGGCCAUUAUCAGACUUUGAAUAAUCUCAUCGAUGAUUGGACUGUUGACGAAAAGGGUUCUUUCUGGUGGGGUGACAAGGGAGUUGGUCCGACUGGAAUGAGGCAUGCGGGUACUAGCAGCAAGAAACAGUCUCUUGGGGAGAUUCGAAUGGAUGCGCUCUAUCUCUAAGGGAGAGUAUGUUCGAGUCAACGCACUGGGAGACACAACCAUUGGGACCUGUGUCCCCUCGCUCAUCCUAACAUUGGGUGUCUUCAUGAGAACCUGUACGAGCGGUGUUGGGCGAUGUUCAUAGAA
Messenger RNA from Mollisia scopiformis, 1773 nucleotides. RefSeq lists its product as uncharacterized. The transcript has a single exon. NCBI's taxonomy places the organism in Eukaryota, Fungi, Ascomycota, Leotiomycetes, Helotiales, Mollisiaceae. The record is from RefSeq and is a predicted model, not a curated record. The coding region runs from base 1 to 1647 and encodes 548 amino acids.